This is a messenger RNA of Cavia porcellus (domestic guinea pig), 3378 nucleotides long. RefSeq names its product fidgetin like 1 (gene Fignl1). The record is from RefSeq and is a predicted model, not a curated record. Gene Ontology annotation, molecular function: ATP binding; microtubule severing ATPase activity; ATP hydrolysis activity. Lineage: Eukaryota; Metazoa; Chordata; Mammalia; Rodentia; Caviidae. The transcript has 3 exons. Bases 468 to 2498 code for a protein of 676 amino acids.
UCGCGCAACAACUGCUACGGGCUGGGCCGGGGAGUCUCGUUGUGGCGCCCUUUUAUUUAUUUUGUUUGACUUCUGUGGUGCGGAGGGCACUGGGGCGCCGCCGGGGUGGGGCAGGGCCGCUGGGGCUGCCCGUUCGCCACCUCUGGGCCCCCGCCGGUUUCCCCGGUGCGUUUCCUGUGCUUCGCGGGGUGGCACUUCGGGCGGACGCCUAGUGCAGGCCGAGCACCCCUCGCCGAAAACCCGAAGCACUCGGCCUCGGAAACCUCCGAGCCCCUUCUCCCCCGGCACCGCAGUUGAAAUGUCAAUGCAUGACACUUGCAGUCCUGCACGAAGCUUCCUCUGUGACCUUUGGCAGUAGCAUUAAGACACACUGGAUCCCUGGUGAAGUGCCCAGUGCUUGGAAAGAAACCGUAUGUUUGACUUUUGGCUCUUUUCAUAGCCAGCUGUGUGACUUUUGAACCUCUAGCAUGCAGGCCCCCAGCUCUCGGUCUGUGCACCUGAGCGAGUGGCAGAAGAACUACUUUGCAGUCACAUCUGGCUCAUGUACCCCGGAACAGAAGGCAGAUGCAUACCGCGCACAGAUACUACGCGUUCAGUAUGCCUGGGCAAACACCGAGAUCUCCCAGGUCUGUGCUUCCAAACUGUUCAAAAGGUAUGCAGAGAAAUACUCUGCAGUUAUUGAUUCUGACAAUGUGGAAACUGGCUUGAAUAACUAUGCAGAAAAUAUUUUAACUUUGACAAGAUCUCAGCAAGCUGACAGUAACAAGUGGCAGUCUGGGUUGUCAAUAAACAGUGUUUUCAAAAUGAGUAAUGUGCAGAAGAUGAUGCAGGCUGGCAGGAACUUCAGGGACUCUGUGCUGGGACCUGCGGAUGCAUCGGUGGUGAUCCAGCAGGAGGUCCCUGUCUUUGAUUUUCCUGACUCUGGUGUUCGUGGGGGUGCAGGAGACGGUGACCUGUUACCCAGCUCAGUUCCUGACACAGCCAAGAUCCAUGACAUCCCAGGCAGCAACCCUUGGAGGUACCCUCAGAGCAUCCAACCAUCCAUGGUGCCUGACAGUGCUCGGACUUGUCCCACAUCGUCCAGGCAUUUAGAUGGGUCAGCCACAGCCAGAUUCCACACCACGCCAUUGUUUGGAGGUGGCCCAAAGGAAAGUCACAGCUCUCCUCAAACCAACACAGGAAAGCAAAUGUUCUCAUCCAACCUGUCUCCUUUUUCUUCUGGCUGUGAAAACCUCCAGGCAAGGAGGGCUUUUUAUAGUUCUGUCUCCAUUGAUGCUCUUUCCAAUCCAGUACUGAAUAAGACUUCUAACAAAACAGAAGAUGACAGCCCAAGGGAGGACAGAAAUCUGCCUACUUUUAAAACAGCAAAGGAACAGUUAUGGGUAGAUCAGCAAAAAAAGGGCCAACAAUCCCAGCGUGUACCAGGGUCCUCAUAUGGGGGUGUGAAAAAGUCUCUGGGGGCUGGUCGAUCUCGAGGGAUAUUUGGGAAAUUUGUUCCUCCCGUGCCAAAGCCUGAGGGGGCAGAGCAGGAUGGAGGCAUGCAGUACAAGCCGUCCAGGGCAGCGCCCACAGAACCAGUCCAUACUGCUGACGAGCGGCUCAAGAACUUGGAGCCUAAGAUGGUUGACCUGAUUAUGAAUGAGAUCAUGGAUCAUGGGCCUCCAGUGCACUGGGACGACAUCGCGGGAGUAGAGUUUGCGAAAGCCACGAUAAAGGAAAUAGUUGUGUGGCCCAUGAUGAGGCCAGACAUCUUCACUGGGUUACGGGGACCCCCUAAAGGGGUUCUGCUGUUCGGGCCCCCUGGUACUGGAAAGACUCUGAUUGGCAAGUGCAUCGCCAGCCAGUCUGGGGCGACCUUCUUCAGCAUCUCGGCCUCAUCCUUGACCUCCAAGUGGGUGGGAGAAGGGGAGAAGAUGGUGCGCGCUUUGUUUGCUGUGGCGAGGUGUCAGCAGCCAGCUGUGAUAUUUAUAGAUGAGAUUGACUCCCUGUUGUCCCAGCGAGGAGAUAGUGAACACGAAUCCUCUAGGAGGAUAAAAACGGAAUUUUUAGUUCAGUUAGACGGAGCAGCCACAUCUUCUGAAGACCGAAUUCUAGUAGUGGGAGCCACAAAUCGGCCCCAAGAGAUUGACGAGGCUGCCCGGCGAAGGUUGGUGAAGAGACUGUAUAUCCCCCUCCCGGAAGCCGCAGCCAGGAGACAGAUAGUAACAAAUCUGAUGUCCAGGGAGCAGUGCGAGCUCAGCGAGGACGAGAUCCGCCAGGUUGUGCAGCAGUCUGAUGGUUUCUCAGGGGCAGAUAUGACCCAGCUGUGCCGGGAGGCAUCCCUCGGUCCCAUUCGCAGCUUACAGACUGCCGACAUUGCUACUAUAACUCCGGAUCAGGUCCGGCCCAUCGCGUACGCUGACUUUGAAAACGCGUUUAGAACUGUGCGGCCCAGCGUAUCUUCAAAGGAUUUGGAGCUGUAUGAAGACUGGAACAGAACCUUUGGCUGUGGGAGGUGAAUGGGACGCUGCAAAUUAAAACGUGACAUCUUUUUAGCACUGGCCAGUUUGUUUUUAGCACAGGAACUGGGGACAUGGGAAGUACACUGCUUGGGACGUGCUGUGAAUUCUGCACAUUGGAGGAGGGUAGAAACAGUUCAGGGUUUCCAGCCGGUGGUUUGGCCUGUGUUGAAUGCUUUACUUGCCUUCCAAUUGUUGUCUGACGUCUGUAAGUUAUUUAAGCUGCAUGAGGCUGAACUUUUUGUUUUACUUCUAGGAAGUCUUGAAGGUGAAUAGCGAGCUCCAAUCAGAGCUUUACUCUGGAGAUUAUGUUUAUUAGUGCGAACGUAUUAAACGAAGUUCCUCUGAAGGUCUUGUGGUUCUUACGGUUGGCUGCAACAGUGAUUUCCAUUCCAAGCUGCAUUGGUCGCUCCCAUUUAGCUGCCUAAAGAUUUCAUCAAAAGCUAGAAUAAAACUGACAGCUUUCACUUCCUUUGGCAAGUUUGUUACUUAUUUUAUGAUUUUCUUUUCUUAUCAAGACUAAUAACGUGUUCAGAAUUAGCAAUCUAUCGGAGACACAGCCACAGAACCGAAGGUAAAGAGUGCUGUACUUUUGCAGAGAAUCUACAAUGUUUACAUUAACAAAUUAUUUGAUACUACUUCACCACCUGUCAUAUUACUAUUUUUUUUUUUUUUUUGUCUUUUUCCUUUUUAUUGGUACCAGGGAUCGAACUCACGACUACCUGCUUGCAAGGCAGGCGCUUACAUAUUACUAUUUUUUAAAAUAAAUGUUUUCAGGCUUAUAAUGGGCCAUUUGGUUUUAUACAUAAUAUAUGUGCUCAUUGUGAAAACUUUAGAAAAUAGAGAUGAAAAGAGAAUAAAAAUCACUAUUAUAUUACCA